UCAUAAACCUCCUCGAACUGUUCCAGAAAGCACGUGGAGGACAGACACUGGGUUAAUGUUAUCGUAAACUUGCGGAACAAGAAAUGAGUGCUGGUGGAAAAUGCAUCGCUAAAAUGACUGUGUUUUUUAACGAAACAAUACCAUCGGAAGUUGUCACAUGUUUUUGUACACGCGCAUUACUAAGUGAUAGAGACCUUUCGAAGUAUGUGAAAGAAGAAAAGAGAAUUUUAAAAGAAGAACAAAUAGCUGUCCAGGUUGAGACAAUGCAUCUUGAUGACAUCGAUGAAUCUGAUGAGACUCUGUUCCAAGAGCUAGAAUUGAUGAAGAAGAUGGGUUUGCCAACAUCUUUCUGUGACAUGAGUUCUGAGAAAGAGUCUGUAUCAUGUAGGGAGACUAAGAGACAAAAGAGGUUAAGUAAAAGUAAAGAAAAUGAUGCUUUACCAAGGGAAAAGCAAAUUACAAAGUUCAAUAAAACAGACAGCAAGAGAAAGUGUGAGGCAAAUAAGCAAAUGAUAAAUACUGCACUUCCUUCAGCAAAUUUUGAAAUUGAUGAGGGUUGCUCAGGUCUAUGUAUACCAGAGCAGGGAACAGUAACUCCCCAUUGUUGCUCAGAUCUCCAUGAUGAAAGUCCAAUUCAAAGAAAGAAGAAUUUCUUUGAAGACAUGGACAAUACCAAGUUCAGUGGAGGGAAAUUUUUGCAGGAGAACUCAAGUGUUACUAUGCCACCAUCAGAUGAAAUGUCAGAACACCAAGUCGAUAGAGAAUGUACCUGUUCACAUGAUUUUUCUGUGAAGUUCUUUUCUCAGGACUGCACAGAGAAUCAAAAUAGUGCUCCUACUGAAAAUAUACCUGAAAGUCAAGUGGAAGAACAAAAUGAUUUACAGUUGUUGGAACAAUUAGAUAUCAGCAAAAGCAGUGAUUCUGAACAAGAAGAUGAGAGAAUGCAAACCACUGAGGGAACUUUUAUGCUGGAAACCCCUUGUGUUUUGAAUUCUGAAGAGAGUGGUACAGCUGAGCAAAGCCAACUAGUGUACCAACAGGAACAGGAUUCAAGUGCAAAAGCUACAGAUUCUCAGAAUAUUACAAUCCCUGUUCCUAUAACAAGUGUCCCAGAAGGUAGGAAAAGUCUUUUAGUAGUUGAACAAUCUAAUGGCAAAUUUGAAACUCAUACUCUUGACGACACAGAAGAAAAAAAAACUCUCUCUUAUUCUUAUAAUUAUAAUACCACAGAACAGAACAUCAGUUAUGACAGUGGCUGGGAACAGUAUUGGAAAAUAUAUGGUUACUCUUUGGUAUGGGAAAGCUGGAAAACAAUUUAUCCUCAAAUUGUUAGUGCUCAAAGUAAUAACUGUUUAACAGAUGAUGAAGAAGCAAGCUCUUCCAGUGAGGUCCAAAGUGAUACCCAAGCAAACACCUCAAUGAAUGGAGAAAAAAAAGAAACAGAAGUAAACUCACUCUGGGAACAAAAUUACCAGGAUGUACAUCAUUAUUACUAUGAACAGUACCACUAUUGGGCAAGUAAGGGUUACAGUUUUGAUGGUCAUUUAGAUCACUUCACAAGUGAUCCAGAUGAGUCUGUGACUACUUUUGAUGAAGACCAAGACUGUGAUUCAGGAUUAGGAAAAGAGGUGGGUCACAGUUUCCAUAGUCAUUUAGAACACUCUGCAGGUGAUCCAGACAAGUCUGUUGCUUUCAAUGAUGAACACCAGGGCACUGUUUCACAUGGAUCUGGAAAAAAGCCAAGGAGGAAGAAGAAAGGCAGAUGUGGUGGGGCUAGCCACUCAGCAGCAAAGUCAACAGCACAUGCAGGCAGCAGGCUGCAACCACGGCAAGUUUCCAGGGGAAAGAUUGAAUCAUGUGAUGGAAAUGAACCACCACCUGAAGAGAAAUGCAAAAAAUUGAAAAGGGCCCAUGAGUUGGAUGUGGAAGAAGAAAAUACCUUGAGUCUUGAGAGAGCAUAUGAAAUGAUGGGAUUCAAGGUAUCUCGCAAAUUACCUCUUAACACUUCCUGCUCUUCAACCUUAUCAAGUGUCCCUAGUGGAAGUGCCAAACUGAUAUUACCCGUAGAAGACCUUCAGACCAAGAACAAUUUUCUAAACUUGCACCAGGUGUCGAAAGUUCCCAAACCGAAAGGAAUACAUCUUAGAUUUGAAGAUGAAGAUGAUGAAGAUGAUGAAGAUGAUGAAAUACAUUGUUUCACUCGAGAGGGUGAGAAGCCUUCACUACUUCAUGCUCAGGAGAAAUCACAAGAAGAAUCAGAAGAUCAGAGGGGUUUUAAACAUGACCAAGACACAGACACAGGCUGCUGCGUGGAUUUAAGCGGUCAAAUUGAUUCAAGUCCGGAUUCUAGUGGUAAAGAUAACACAAAUGCAGAUUUAAGUGGGAAUAGUGAUUCAAAUGUUAAUCUAAGCGGUAAAACCGAUUUAAAACCAGAGUUAUGUGAUUCACAUAUCGAUUCUGGCGGAAAAUCUGAUUCAAACUUGGAUGUUGGAAACAAUAUGAAGGAUCGUCAAGUUGACGCUGUAGACAACCAUAAUAAUGCUUGUCUUCGUUCAAAUGAUCACCGCAAAGUUUUCUUGAACCAGGACACUACUGAUGGUGUUAAGGUGAUAACAGAUCCUCAGCAAGAUCCAGAAAUUGCCAAGUACUGGGCGCAGAGGUACCGCUUAUUUUCGCGAUUUGACAAAGGUAUCAAAAUGGACAAAGAGGGUUGGUUUUCUGUGACUCCUGAGCGCAUAGCUAAGCAUAUCGCAGAACGGUGUCGUUGUGACCUUAUCGUGGAUGCAUUCUGCGGAGUGGGCGGAAAUGCAAUUCAAUUUGCCUUCACCUGCGAACGCGUCAUAGCAAUUGACAUCGACCCUGUAAAGGUCGCCCUCGCUCAUCACAACGCCACAGUGUAUGGAGUGGCAGAUCGGAUUGAGUUUAUUUGCGGUGAUUACACGAGGCUGAUACCGCGCUUGAACGCUGACGUGGUGUUUCUGAGCCCACCAUGGGGCGGACCUAACUAUACCAGCGCAGAAGUGUUUGACAUUCGAACUAUGAUAACAUUGGAUGGCUUUAGACUUUUUGAAGCAACCAAAUCGAUCACGGAGAACAUUGCUUAUUUCAUGCCUCGUAACGCCGACAUCGAACAACUGUUAUCCCUUGCUGCUCCAAGUGGUAAGGUGGAAAUUGAGCAGAAUUUUCUAAACAAGAAAUUAAAGACAAUUACUGCAUAUUAUGGAGAACUGGUGGAAGAGGUAUUUUCAGCGUCGCUAGAAUGUAACCUUUUUGAUAAGCUACUUAAACAGUGGAUAAUUUAUGAAGACAGCUCAAUGGUUAAAACUUUGUCAUCUACAGGGCGAACAGUACCAAUGUUCGCUUUAAAUAACAGGAAGAAAAGAUUAAGGCAGGCCUUGUACGCGAACCCAACAACAGACAGCUUUGAAGACUCUUCAGCCUUCACGUUAAACAAUGCUGGAGAGGGAUACUUUGAUGCUAGUGAAGUAGCGAUACCACAGAAACGUUUUCAGCGACUUCAACCGCCAAAUUCCUCAAACAAUGAGAAAAAUGUCAACGGCACUUCCUCUUUCUUGCGACAAAACCAGGAGUCAAUUUGUGGAAGUGGUAGGAGUGGAAGCUCUUUGCCAUGCAGUGGGCGUUAUUAUGGCACUAAUCAAAUUGGAGCACAACUUCGCCAGCCGAUAAAACAACAAACCCAUUCCUUUCUCAUCAAUAGUAUGGAUUCACCACCAACCAAUUAUCCGUCCAGUAACAAGACUCUGCAACACCAGCCAGUCACAGGUUUUCAAGGCUCUGGUAUAAAAGUUGAGAAACAAGAUAUGACCAGACAAAGAAAACCAGGCCAACAGGAUCAGAAUUUUCAGUCCAAGGAAUGGUCCGGUAAACAAAUGAAUCUCAUGGCCACUCCAACAGACAAGUCUCUCAAGUUUUUAACAGCCACAGUUCAAAGUGUUCUUAAGUGGAAACAGUAUGAAGACAUGGUCACUUCAAUUUAUGAAGUAUUUGGAUCGCCAACUUCCAAGAUUGACAAGAGGGAAGAUGCACAGCUAGACUUGAAUAUGGCUCGUCGUGAGGAUAUUUAUGACGUCUGUGUGGUGGGGGCCGGUAUAGAGGGAAGUUCAACAGCUCGAUACCUUGCUUCGCGGAAGAAAAAGACUCUCCUCUUAGAACAGUUUCCUCUUCCCCAUGCACGUGGUAGCUCACAUGGUCAUAGCAGGAUUGUUCGCUAUGGUUAUCCAGAGGAUUUUCAUGUAGCAUUGAUGCCAGAGGCCUUUGAAAUAUGGAGUGAGGUUGAAAAGAAAUAUGGAAAACCUCUUAUCAAGCUUUUUUUAAAAUGGUUGCUAAUUUUGUUAUUUUCUUUUUUCAGAAAGUGUGGUUUGUUAACGAUAGAUGAACCUCCCUAUGCAGAUGUAGCACAAGUAAUUACCAACGUACGAGGCGUAGGGAAAGAAUGUAUUCCUCUUUCAGCUGAAGAAAGCAACAAGAGAUUUCCUGGUUUAAAUUUCUCACCAGAUGAUUCUUGUGCUCUGGAGCAGGACAGUGGAUUAAUUGAUGCCAAUAGUGCACUUAAAGCGAUGCAGGAACAAUUUGUGGAAUUUGGUGGAAUUUUGCAUGACAGGGAGAAAGUAUUAGAUAUUGAGCCAGGCACUGUGGUCAGCAUUAAAACGGUCAACAACACAUACAAGGCAAGAAGUGUUGUCAUCACUGUUGGUCCUUGGGUGAACAAGGUGCUAAAUCCUCUUGGUGUUACAAUACCCCUUAGUAUACAGAGAAUGAGUGUUUGUUACUGGCCAGUAACUGAACCCCAUCUCUACUCUGCUGACAAGUUUCCGGCCUACAUAUUUUGUGCUCCACUGGGAUGUAGAAAAACUCAUGUUUAUGGGUUUCCAAUAAAUGAGUAUCCUGGGCUUAUUAAGAUUUGUCCUCAUAAAGGUACAGAUAUACCCAGUGCUGACCACAGAGAUUCUUGCACACCACAAGAGGACCCCAAUGUCCAAUUUACAGCUAAAGUUAUUAAGGCUCGCUUUCCUGGUGUGAAGCCAGAACCAAGUAUUGUGGAGUCAUGUAUUUAUUCAGUUACUCCUGAUCAUCUGUUUGUGAUGGACAAGCACCCAGAAUUUAGGAAUAUUGUAAUUGGCGCAGGCUUUUCAGGGCAUGGUUUCAAAAUGGCGCCUGUUGUUGGAAAGAUCCUGUCGCAAAUGGCGCUUGGUGAGAAAGUAUCCUACGAUGUGCUGCCUUUUAGGCUGUCCAGGUUCACAAGCUUUGGAAGAAGUAAAUCUUCACUAUAGAACGCUUCUCACAGCACUUUUCUUAUUGGAGUGUAUGAACUGGACUGAUUUCAGGCAUUCCUCCAAAAAGCUGUUUUAUUUUUUAGUAACAUACUUCACUUACUCUGAGUCCCAUAUGUAGAUUGGGACCGUUACCAUUUCAAACUAUGCAGUCACAUUUUAUUCCACUCUCCCCCUUUGGGAAGUCACGCAAUCCCCUUGUUUCGAGGAGGGCGUUGCGUGAAAUUUCAGUAACGCCUAUGUAAUGAGGGGCUAUCCUAUAGAUAUUCGUCAUUGUUUUUUUUUUUUUAUUUUGUUUUGCUUUUUUCUUUUCUUUGAUAUUUUUUCUUCGUUAUUCUUAUUACUAUUAUUAUUAAUCGUUUUUUAACAACUAGACCGUAUGCAAGGUUCAUAUUUUAGGUUAAAUUACUCCUGGGGAAUAAGAUUUUUUGCGUGUUCUGGACUCGCGCAAAAUGUUUUAAACCUGGAUCUUUUUUUAAUGGACAACCGAGCGCAAAUAUUCACCAUACUUCUUACUGUGUCCCCACAAACUGUCUUCCCACCCUGAAUUUUAUCAAUUUAAAUUUUUAGGAAGAACUACAAGAUCUUGGUACCGAUAAUCUAUUAAUACGGUAGCUAAAAUGCAACAAAAAAACCCUGCGAUUUAUGGUUAAUAUAUAGCAAUAAUGAGAAUCGAUUGGUUUUUUUGUUCAUUUGAUCCAUAUUCAUUGUCUGAGAGAUAAGAUACGAUUAAGAAAAAAAUUAAUGCAAAUCGCACCGUUUGGAGCCAAUCAGGUUGCAGUGAUCGCUGAUUUGAAGAUGGAUGUAAUAAAGUGGUAUAUUUAUAUCACGAAAAGUACUCAUCGAUAGAGAAGGUGGAUAUAACACCGGUAUAUUUCAAAAUAAACGAGUGUUUCCCAUUA
Messenger RNA from Pocillopora damicornis (cauliflower coral), 6193 nucleotides. RefSeq names its product peroxisomal sarcosine oxidase. The record is from RefSeq and is a predicted model, not a curated record. Gene Ontology annotation, cellular component: peroxisome. Gene Ontology annotation, molecular function: flavin adenine dinucleotide binding; sarcosine oxidase activity; L-pipecolate oxidase activity. NCBI's taxonomy places the organism in Eukaryota, Metazoa, Cnidaria, Anthozoa, Scleractinia, Pocilloporidae.